Messenger RNA from Mya arenaria, 942 nucleotides. RefSeq lists its product as uncharacterized. NCBI's taxonomy places the organism in Eukaryota, Metazoa, Mollusca, Bivalvia, Myida, Myidae. Bases 139 to 837 code for a protein of 232 amino acids. The record is from RefSeq and is a predicted model, not a curated record. The transcript has 3 exons. Gene Ontology annotation, molecular function: N-acetyltransferase activity.
UCGCUUUCCCCGCUCGAUUUGUUUGACAUGUGCGGUCGAGAGCAGAUUAUGAAUACAAUAUCAUCAUUCUCUCAGCGUAGUUUGGAUUGUGUGGAACGUGAUAAAACCAAAAGGGAUAUAAAUUGAGAGUAAAUCAGCAUGGGCAUUUGUGAGAAAAUUACCCUCGCGGUUGCUCAGAAGGCUUUGGAAAAGAUUAGGCCAAAGUUAGAUACCGAGGAGUACUGGUUUGAAAUCCUAACCCCGGAUCAAUAUGUGGAAGCCUUUGACAUCAUGAGUAACCAUUUCGUUCCCGAUGAGCCGAUUUGUCAUGCUACUGACGUAACAUGGGAUAAUGAUUUCGAAAAAAUGACGCUGGACAACCUCAAGGACAAUGUCUCACUUGCAAUGUUUUCUAAGAAAACUGGGGACAUGAUGGGCUUAAGAAUAUCGGGCUUUUUGCGACGCUCUGAUCCCCCGGAGGAUUUCAGCCGGAUGGAGUCUAAACAUGUAAAAGAUCUCUUCGUGUUUGUCACACACCGAGAUAAAGAGAUCGAUAUAUUUAACAGAUACGGCGUCGAUGAAAUAUUCCAUUUCUUUUGCCUCGGUGUCCGAAAGGAAUACAGACAUCAUGGAUUAGGAGAUCACCUUCUUACAGCGGCUCUCGAAAUGGCCAAAGAACUAGGCUUUACUGUGGUUAAAGGGGAGGGUACCGGGAAUUUCUCACAGCAUAUAUACGAGAAACAUGGCUUUGAAACUAUCCUGAAUGUAACGUAUAACUCGUACUUCAUUGAUGGAAAACCUAUUGGUGAGAAAACGGGUGAGCACAAGUCAUUUAAGAUUUACGGGAUACGAUUGUGAAGUUGCUACUUAAUGGCAUGGUCAUGUAUUUCUGUGACUUUAUCAAAAGUUUAAAUGUUAUUCCAUAUAAUGUUGUAUAUGUUAAAUUUGCUAUUUAAUAAAACA